CUGUGCUAAUGGGCCCCGACCUGAGAAAAGCCCCGAGUGCUGGGAGCCUUUGUCUGGGAUGGACGGAACGCGGAAAGGAGCCCAGGGACCUGGGGCGGAGGGGCAAGGGCCUUGAGGACUGCCUGGAGGAAUCUCUCCCAGUCCCCUAGCCAGGCACGGCAGCAAGGCCCACGGGCGCAGCGGCACCUCCGCCAACUUCGAAUGUAAGCCGGGAGAGGCCGUCAGGGCCAAACCUGGGUUUUGCGCCUUCCGAGCCAAGUCUUCCCAGCCACCAGGGCAACAACCGAGAGCCUUUCUUGUCCGGCAAGGGCCCUAGGAGGCCCGCGCUUUCUCUGAAAGCGAAAGGAGUGGGCGGGGGGCGCGGCCGAGGCGGGGCCCGGGCCGGCGGCGCGCAGGCUCCGCCCCGGGGCAGUCCCAAGCCCCGGGCGCUGAGCGUCUAGAGUCCCCGCCGCGCCGCGGGCUGGUGGGCUCGGCUGCUGCGCCGGUGCCGAGAAAUGACCCUGCCCGGGGGCCCGACGGGCAUGGCGCGGCCGGGGGGCGCGGGGUCCUGCAGCCCCGGGCUGGAGAGGGCCCCGCGCCGGAGCGUCGGAGAGCUGCGCCUGCUCUUCGAAGCGCGCUGUGCCGCGGUCGCCGCCGCCGCCGCCGCAGGGGAUCCCCGGGCCCGCGCGGCCAAGCGGCGUGGGGGACAGGUGCCGAACGGGCUCCCGCGGGCUCCCCCUGCCCCGGUGAUCCCGCAGCUGACAGUGACAGCUGAGGAGCCGGAUGUACCCCAGGCCAGCCCUGGGCCCCCGGAGCCGGAGGGUGACUGCCUCCCGGCUGGGGGCUCACACCUGCAGCAGCCACGCCGCCUGUCCACUUCGUCGCUCUCCUCCACCGGCUCCUCAUCGCUACUCGAGGACUCGGAGGACGAUCUGUUGAGCGACAGUGAAAGCCGGAGCCGCGGUAACGUGCAGCUGGAAGCGAGCGAGGACGUGGGUCAGAAAAGCCACUGGCAGAAGAUCCGAACCAUGGUGAACCUGCCCGUCAUGAGCCCGUUCAAGAAGCGCUACGCCUGGGUGCAGCUGGCGGGACACACGGGGAGCUUCAAGGCGGCCGGCACCAGCGGUCUGAUCCUGAAGCGCAGCUCCGAGCCCGAGCGCUCCUGCCUGGCGCGGCUGAUGGCCGACGCGCUGCGCGGCUGCGUGCCCGCCUUCCACGGCGUGGUGGAGCGCGACGGUGAAAGCUACCUGCAGCUGCAGGACCUGCUGGACGGCUUCGACGGGCCCUGCGUGCUGGACUGCAAGAUGGGCGUCAGGACGUACCUGGAGGAGGAGCUGACCAAGGCCCGCGAGCGGCCCAAGCUGCGCAAGGACAUGUACAAGAAGAUGCUGGCCGUGGACCCUGCGGCGCCCACCGAGGAGGAGCACGCGCAGCGCGCCGUCACCAAGCCGCGCUACAUGCAGUGGCGGGAGGGCAUCAGCUCCAGCACCACGCUGGGCUUCCGUAUCGAGGGCAUCAAGAAAGCGGAUGGCUCCUGCAGCACCGACUUCAAGACUACUCGAAGCCGGGAGCAGGUGAUUCGCGUCUUCGAGGAGUUUGUGCAAGGAGAUGCGGAAGUGCUGAGGAGGUAUCUGAACCGCCUGCAGCAGAUCCGGGACACCCUGGAGGUCUCCGAGUUCUUUAGGAGGCAUGAGGUGAUUGGCAGCUCGCUCCUCUUUGUCCACGACCACUGCCAUCGCGCCGGUGUGUGGCUCAUCGACUUUGGCAAGACCACACCCCUCCCUGACGGCCAGAUCCUGGACCACAGGCUGCCCUGGGAGGAGGGCAACCGUGAGGACGGCUACUUGCUGGGGCUGGACAAUCUCAUUAGCAUCCUGGCCAGCCUGGCCGAGAGAUGAGGCUGGGUCCUUGUCCCCACAUGGGCCAGCCGCUGAGACAGACAUGGACCUGCGGCUGUGUCCUCACCAUGCAUGCUGGCCAGAGACUGGACCCCUGCGGUGCAGGGCAGUUCACAGGGUCCUGCAGGACCAGGUGUCAACCAGUAAGGGGCGCAUUGCCAGCGGGAGGGGGGUGCCCCAAAAGCCCCUGCGUUCCCACAGAAUGACACUAAUUUCCCUGAGGAGAGGGGGUAGAGGGCUUCCUCAGCCCAGGCCUCCAGAGGAGGUGCUGCGCCUGUCCAGAGCGGCCAGAUCAUGACUUUGACUUCCCAGCCCUAGACCUCCUGGUGGAACCUCUCACACUACAAUGGACUCCCCCUCCCAAUAAAAGGCAAAGCCCCA
Messenger RNA from Oryctolagus cuniculus (rabbit), 2258 nucleotides. RefSeq names its product inositol-trisphosphate 3-kinase A (gene ITPKA). Gene Ontology annotation, cellular component: cytoplasm; nucleus. NCBI's taxonomy places the organism in Eukaryota, Metazoa, Chordata, Mammalia, Lagomorpha, Leporidae. Gene Ontology annotation, biological process: inositol phosphate biosynthetic process; phosphatidylinositol phosphate biosynthetic process. Gene Ontology annotation, molecular function: inositol hexakisphosphate kinase activity. The record is from RefSeq and is a predicted model, not a curated record.